Coturnix japonica (Japanese quail) is the source of this 1975-nucleotide messenger RNA. The record is from RefSeq and is a predicted model, not a curated record. Lineage: Eukaryota; Metazoa; Chordata; Aves; Galliformes; Phasianidae.
UUCACUUUCUUCCUGGUUGGGCUUAGGGUAUAAAAUGGAAUCCAAUCUGAGCACAGGACUCGUCUGCCUACUGCAACCAUGGCUGCCAUGGCCCUACUCCCAGUGCUCCUCCUGCUGGGACUUGCCAACGCCAAGAGGUUCUCCUGCUUCCCUGAGUAUUGCCUCCAUGAUAAAGACUACGAAGAGCUGUUGGGGAUAGUGAAAUAUGGGCUGGAACCCACCAAGAAUCCAUCUAAUGUGAUCAUCGUUGGGGCUGGGAUCAGUGGGUUGACGGCAGCUAAACUGCUCCGCGAUGCUGGGCAUAAGGUCACCAUUCUGGAAAUCAGCAACAGGGUGGGUGGGAGGAUCAGGACCUACAGGGAGAAGGAUUGGUACGUGGAACUGGGAGCCAUGCGCCUGCCCAGCAAGCACAGGCUGGUCCGUGAGUUUAUAAGGCAGUUUGACCUGAAGCUGAACCCGUUCCGCCAGACGGAUGACAAUGCCUGGUACUUUGUGAACGGCAUCCGAGCGAGGGUGGCAGAUGUGAACAGGAACCCCGACAUCCUGAAUUACACCCUGAGACCUUCAGAGAGGGGCAAAAGUGCCAGCCAGCUCUACAGGGAAGCUCUGAACUUGGCUUUCAAGCAGUUCCAGACCAUGAACUGCAAGGAGUACCUGGCUAAACACGACUCCUUCUCCACCAAGGAAUAUCUGAUUAAAGUUGGAAACCUGAGCCGAGGAGCCGUGCAGAUGAUCGGAGAUCUGCUGAACGAGGACUCGGGGUUUUAUCUGUCCUUCCUCGCCUCGCUGUGGGACUUUGAUAUCUUCUCUGAUGAGGAGAGCUUCGAUGAAAUCACUGGAGGUUUCGACCAGCUCCCCAAAGCCUUCCAUAAAGCCCUUCCAGGUGUCAUCAAAUUCAAUUGUACGGUGGAAAAAAUCAUGACCAAAGGAGGGAAGGUCCGGGUUUUCUAUCGCGCUCCAGAUACCCUCGCCCCAAGCAUAGCCACAGCGGAUUAUGUCCUGGUUACCUCCUCAGCCAAAGCUACCAGGCACAUCCAAUUCUUCCCACCUCUUUCCCCAACCAAAAACGAGGCUCUUCGCUCCAUCCAUUACGCCAGCGCAUCCAAAAUCGCCUUGGCUUGCACGGAGAGGUUCUGGGAGAAGGAUGGCAUUCAAGGAGGGCAAUCCAUCACCGACCGCCCUUCCAGGUUUAUCUACUACCCCAGCCACAACUUCUCCAGCGGGAUCGGGGUCAUCUUGGCUUCAUACACUUGGAACGAUGACGCUGAGUUCCUCAUGCCUUUAGAGGACGAGAAAUACUUGGACGUGGUCCUUCAAGACCUGUCGGAUAUCCACCAGGUGAGCAAGAGUUACCUGCAAUACACCUGCGACCGCUACGUGAUACAGAAGUGGCAGCUGGACAGGCAUUCCCUGGGAGCCUUCGCUGCCUUCACGCCUUAUCAGUUCACUGAUUACUCCCAGGCUCUCUUUGAGCACGAGGGGAGGGUUCAUUUUGCAGGUGAACACACUGCCCAGCCUCAUGCAUGGAUUGAUACCUCUAUGAAGGCUGCUGUGAGGGCGGCGAGCAACAUCCAUGAUGAUAGCGAGACCCGAAAUCUCAACCUUAACCUGGAGGGCUUGAUGGAAAAGGGAGAGCUCUGAGCUCGUUGGGUUUGGGCUAAUCUGGCUGGGUUUAGGGUUGGAAUGUAUUUGUGGUGGUGUCAGUCUCUUUCUAAGAAGAUUCAGCCUCAGAAUGUUGGUAGGAAAGGUGUUGAAGAAAAGUAAUUGGGGAAAAAAAGAGAUGGAAAAGUCUGUUGUCCUCAUACGGGACCCUAAUAACCACCUGGUUAUUAGGUUAAAGGGGGAUUCCUGAAGGAGAACCAACUUCAGGUGGGUUUUGUGACCUCACACUGCUUAGGUGCAAUGCAGUGAGCACCAGUUUGUGCACAAAGCGCUGCAGAAAAUGGCUCAGAUGGAAUAAAAUCACCAUCUUCUA